Cucurbita maxima (winter squash) is the source of this 512-nucleotide messenger RNA. RefSeq names its product protein PHR1-LIKE 3-like. The record is from RefSeq and is a predicted model, not a curated record. NCBI's taxonomy places the organism in Eukaryota, Viridiplantae, Streptophyta, Magnoliopsida, Cucurbitales, Cucurbitaceae. The transcript has a single exon. The annotation marks the transcript as partial.
CAAGGCAAAUACUUACAGUCGAUACUUGACCGAGCUUGUCAAGCAUUAAGCGAUCAGACUGCAGCCUCUGCAGGACUCGAAGCUGCCAGAGAAGAGCUCUCCGAACUUGCAAUCAAAGUCUCGAAUGACUCGAAAGAGAUGGCACCAUUGGAGUCACAAAAAGUGCUUCCCUUCUCAGAACUCGCUGCUGCUCUAGAAAACCGAAAAGCUCCUACCGUUAUGGCUCGAAUAGGCGAUUGCUCGAUGGAUAGCUGCCUGACAUCAGCUGGAAGCCCGGUUUCCCCUAUCGGAGUAGGAUCAACUGUCACCGCAAUGAAGAGACCGAGACCAGCUUUCAGUCAUGGAGAUUCGAUGGUGCUCGAGGGCAAUGCUCGGCACGAGGUCGAAUGGAUGAUGAGUAAUAUUGGAUGAAAUGUCCAGUCUUUUUCUUCUUCUAAUCUACAUUUUUUCUUUUAACUGUUUAGUUCAUCCAAAUGUGUUGAAAUCUUUAACGAAGUAUCGUACAAUAUGUU